UCGUCUCUGGUAGCAGCAGUCGAAUCAUAAACGGCGAGGACUGCAUCCCGCACUCGCAGCCCUGGCAGGCGGCACUGGUCAUGGAAAACGAAUUGUUCUGCUCGGGCGUCCUGGUGCAUCCGCAGUGGGUGCUGUCAGCCGCACACUGUUUCCAGAAGUCCUACACCAUCGGGCUGGGCCUGCACAGUCUUGAGGCCGACCAAGAGCCAGGCAGCCGGAUGGUGGAGGCCAGCUACUCGGUGCAGCACCCAGAGUACAACAGACCCUUGCUCGCCAACGACCUCAUGCUCAUCAAGUUGGACGAACUUGUGUCCGAGUCUGCCACCAUCCGGAACAUCAGCCUUGCUUCGCGGUGCCCUACCGCGGGGGACUCUUGCCUCGUUUCUGGCUGGGGUCUGCUGGCGAACGGCAGAAUGCCCACCGUGCUGCAGUGCGUGAACUUGUCGGUGGUGUCUGAGGAGGUCUGCAGUGAGCUCUAUGACCCGCUGUACCACCCCAGCAUGUUCUGCGCCGGUGGAGGGCAAGACCGGAAGGACUCCUGCUACGGUGACUCUGGGGGGCCCCUGAUCUGCAACGGGUACUUGCAGGGCCUUGUGUCUUUCGGACAAGGCCAGUGUGGCCAAGUUGGCGUGCCAAGCGUCUACACCAACCUCUGCAAAUUCACUGAGUGGAUAGAGAAAACCGUCCAGGCCAGUUAACUAUGGGUACUGGGAACCCAUGAAAUUGACCCCCAAAUACAUCCUGCUGAAGAAAUUCAGGAAUCUCUGUUCCCAGCCCCUCCUCCCUCAGGCCCAGGAGUCCAGGCCUCCAGUCCCUCCUCCCUCAGACCCAGGGAUCCAGGCCACCAUCCCCUCCUCCUUCAGACCCAGGAGUCCAGCCCUUCCUCCCUCAGAGCCAGAAGAAGUCCAGGCCCCCAGCCCCUCCUCCUUCAGACCCAGGAGUCCAGCCCCUUCUCCCUCAGACCCAGGGCUCCAGACCCGCAACCCCCCCUGCCUCAGACUCAGAGGUCCAGGCACCCAACCCCUCCUUCCCCAGACCCAGAGGUCCAGGCUCCAGGCCCUCCUCCCUCAGACCCAGUCUUCCAAAGCCACCUAGACUCUCCCUGUACACAGUGCCCCCUUGUGGCAAGAUGUUGACCCAACCUUACCAGUGUUAGAGUUGGUUUUUCAUUUUGUGUCCCUUUCCCCAGAUCCAGAAAUAAAGUCUA
Messenger RNA from Rhinopithecus roxellana (golden snub-nosed monkey), 1207 nucleotides. RefSeq names its product kallikrein related peptidase 4 (gene KLK4). NCBI's taxonomy places the organism in Eukaryota, Metazoa, Chordata, Mammalia, Primates, Cercopithecidae. The transcript is spliced from 4 exons. Gene Ontology annotation, biological process: amelogenesis; extracellular matrix disassembly; proteolysis. Gene Ontology annotation, molecular function: serine-type endopeptidase activity. The coding region runs from base 81 to 698 and encodes 205 amino acids. The record is from RefSeq and is a predicted model, not a curated record.